Diospyros lotus (date-plum) is the source of this 315-nucleotide messenger RNA. RefSeq names its product formin-like protein 6. The record is from RefSeq and is a predicted model, not a curated record. Bases 1 to 315 code for a protein of 104 amino acids. The transcript has a single exon. Lineage: Eukaryota; Viridiplantae; Streptophyta; Magnoliopsida; Ericales; Ebenaceae.
AUGUCGCCGACCACUGCCUUGGCCCGCCCUCCUGUGUCACCAGUGCUCUCGGACCAUCCCGCGACCAUCGGCAGGCCACCAUUGUCGUGGCUGGUUUCCCCUUGCGCGCACGCUGCCUGCUCGCUGAAGCUUCCACGGCCGACGCUCUUGUUGCUCCAGCCACCGCUGGUUUCCUCUAUCACCGCUGGUCACCGCGGCCACCACAGGCCGCCUCCACCCGAGCCACCGCUGCCAUCGGCUACUCCCCUAGCUCCAGCACCGCGGCCAUGGCUACGGCCUUCAGCCGUUGCCGCCUCUGAUUGCUGCAACGGCUAG